Molecule: messenger RNA, 1124 nt
Organism: Andrographis paniculata
Lineage: Eukaryota; Viridiplantae; Streptophyta; Magnoliopsida; Lamiales; Acanthaceae
Product: calcium uniporter protein 4, mitochondrial
Exons: 2
Coding region: 75-1058 (327 amino acids)
Biological process (GO): mitochondrial calcium ion homeostasis; calcium import into the mitochondrion
Cellular component (GO): uniplex complex; mitochondrial inner membrane
Molecular function (GO): uniporter activity; calcium channel activity
Source: RefSeq, a predicted model, not a curated record
CACCCCCGCUUUCUCCUUCACCAAGUACACCUCGCUUCAAUAAUUUGGCUCCAAACCCUACCCUGCCUUCAAUAAUGGCGCUUCGCAGGGCACUUUCCAAGCGCCUCUCUUUUCCCGCAAAAUUGGACUCUCCAUCUCCGAUCACCACCGUCGCAGCGACUACCGAUCCCCCGACGUCGCAAUCUACCGACACCAAAUCGCAAUUUCAACGCGGCGGCUUCUUCCGCCGCUUCCUGCAGCGGCGCGCCAUCAACCACCACUCUUCUGUACUUCCCUCCGGCAUCCUCUCACUCCCCGUCGGAGAAAGUCUCAGGGAGAGGAUCAAGUCGAUGAACAACGCCGGAGACCACCAGUCCGGCCCCCGCCCUGACGUAUUCAAUCCGGCGAAGGAGGUAGGGUUUCGAAUCGGCGCCGCGGAUGUGAAAAAAGUGCUGAGGCUAGUGAAGAUGGAGGAGAUUAGAGAACGGCUGAGGAAUAUUCCGGCGAACGCAAUUCCGUACGAUGAGUUCGUCGCCGUCUGCGCCGACGCCUGCGGGAAUACGGAAACCGCUCUGCAAUUCGCCAAGGCGUUCGAUGAAUCCGGAAACGUCGUCGUUUUGGGUAACGUCGUUUUCCUCCGCCCACACCAGGUUGCUAAAUCAAUGGAGAAACUAAUCACCGACUCGAUAGCAACCCCAGAAGAUCCAAGAAAACAAGAACUGGAGACCCUACAGCGCGAGAAAGCCCUAAUUGACGAAGAGGCCCGGUCCAAAGUCCAGUUAGAACUAUACUUUGGGCUGGGCUUUUUGGGCCUUCAGACUUUGGGCUUUAUGAGGCUAACCUUUUGGGAACUGAGCUGGGAUGUAAUGGAGCCCAUUUGCUUCUUUGCCACGUCACUCCACUUCGCAAUAGCCUACGCUUUCUUCCUCAGGACCUCCAAAGAGCCCUCCUUCGAAGGAUAUUUCCAGCGAAGAUUUAAAGUCAAGCAAAAAAAACUUAUGGAAAAUCGUAAUUUCGACGUUCAAAGGUACCAUCAGCUCUGCGAGGCCUUCUACCCUAAAUAUAGCAAAAAUAAUUAAAAUUCAACAACUAACUUGUAAAUUGUAACGCUUGAGCUAGCAAUGAGAUAUUUUAUUGAUUUGUUA